Messenger RNA from Cynara cardunculus var. scolymus (artichoke), 3286 nucleotides. RefSeq names its product ubiquitin carboxyl-terminal hydrolase 5-like. Lineage: Eukaryota; Viridiplantae; Streptophyta; Magnoliopsida; Asterales; Asteraceae. Gene Ontology annotation, biological process: protein deubiquitination. Gene Ontology annotation, molecular function: cysteine-type deubiquitinase activity. The record is from RefSeq and is a predicted model, not a curated record. Bases 29 to 2968 code for a protein of 979 amino acids. The transcript has 15 exons.
UUCUACACUCAAAAAUUGAAGGAAGUUAAUGGCCAAGGUGUUGAUGGUGGGUGGUAGUUCACCGGAGCUGUCGCCGGAGGAAGAAAGACUGGUGAUGAGAGACAUUGCAAUGGCAGGCGAAGCUCAAACUAAGGAAGGAGAUACGUUUUGUUUGAUUACUCAAAGAUUGCCUCUUGGAUUGUUCUCUCUAGGCCUAAUGAAGACUGCAAGAAUUCAAGUACAGGGGAGUGAAGGCAUGACGGAGAUUUUGACAAAAGAUGUUAGUUUGACGGAGCUUUCGCCAGAGGAAGAAAAACGAGUGAUAUCAGGUUUUGCAUGGGAAGUCGAAGCUCAAGCCAAAGAAGGCGAUACCUAUCAUUUAAUUUCUUGGAGAUGGUGGCGAAUUUGGUCUGCAUUUGUGAAUCAUAACCCGGCAACUAGUACAAACGAGGGAUCAUCUUUGGAGUCAGGCGGCUCAAGAACUUUGAAGAGACCACCAAGCAUUGACAACUCCGAUUUGAUCUGUGAAUCAGCAUCUGAUAAUUCAACUAUUGAGAUCUAUGAUACAUUAGUGGAGGGCACUGAUUACAUAUUGGUCCCAGAAGAAAUCUGGAAUCAAUUUUAUGCAUGGUAUGGUGGUGGUCCUGCAUUGGCUCGAAAAGUUAUAACUCGUGGCUCAUCACAAACAGAAUUGACUGUAGAAGUUUAUCCUCUACGGCUUCAACUGCAUUUGAAAUCAGGGGCCGAUCAGCAUGCCAUAAGAAUGAGUAGAAAGGAAACGAUUGGAGAACUACACAGGAAGGCUUGUCAGAUCUUGGAUCUUAAUUCGGAUAAAGUACAUGUUUGGGAUUACUAUGGCUGUCGGAAACAUAUUUUGUUGAAUGACCUAGAUAAAACGCUUGAUGAUGCUAACAUACAGAUGGAUCAGGAUAUUCUAGUGGAAGUUAUUGAUCAUAGUGGUGGCUGCACAAGUGUUGUUCAAGAGAAUGGAUCUACAAAGAACGUCUCCAUAGCAGUUGUCGAGCCGGCUAGGAUGAACAAUUCAAUUGGGGAAGGGUCCUCUGCAGACAAGGUUGUGUCUAAAAGCUGCAAUUCAGAGUUGUCACAAUUUCAAAACUUGUCUUUUGCACCGAGAGAUUCAGACAGGACACCCACCUCUCUUGGUGUUAGUACAAGGGGUUCUUGUGUUGGUCUAAUUGGGUUGCUGAAUUUCGGAAACACCUGCUUCAUGAACAGUGCAAUACAGUGCCUUGUUCAUACACCUGAAUUUGCUAGAUAUUUCCGUGGAGAUUUCUAUCAAGAGAUAAACUGGCAUAACCCUUUAGGCAUGGAGGGUGAGCUAGCUAUAGCAUUUGGUGAGUUGCUUAGGUUGUUGUGGGCACCAGGCCGAGCUUCAUUUGCUCCUCGGACAUUUAAAGCAAAGCUUGCUCGCUUCGCACCGCAAUUUGGUGGACACAAUCAGCAUGAUUCUCAGGAACUUCUUGCAUUUUUGCUCGAUGGACUUCAUGAAGAUCUGAACCGUGUCAAACAGAAGCCUUAUAUCAACCCCAGAGAUGCUGAUGGUCGACCUGAUGAACAAGUCGCUGAUGAGUACUGGGCAAACCACAUUGCUCGUAAUGAUUCAAUAAUUGUGGAUGUCUGCCAAGGCCAGUACAAAUCAACUUUGAUCUGUCCUGUAUGUGAUAAGAUCUCGGUUACAUUUGAUCCGUUCAUGUAUCUCUCCUUGCCGCUUCAAUCCGCCACUCCUCGUACCAUGAUGGUGACGGUGUUUAGCUGUGAUGGGAGUGUGAUGCCUGCUACGUGCACAGUAACUGUACCAAAAGAAGGACGUUGCAGAGAUCUGAUCCAUGCACUUAGCAGAGUUUGUUCUUUAAAAGAAAAUGAAAAGAUUUUGCUUGCAGAGGUACAAGGCCACUUGAUUCGCCAGUUUCUGGAAGACCCUCUCAUGUCAUUAUCUGUCAUAAAAGAUGACGAUCGCCUUACUGCCUACAAGAUUCCGAAGUUAAUGACAAACACUAGAUAUCUCCAGUUGGUCCACCGCCGUGAAGGGCCGGAAACCAGCAAAGCUCGGAGCACAACGUGGAAACCUUAUGGAACACCACUCAUUUUUCCGGUUUCUAGUGAUGCAACCAUUACAAGAGGUGAUAUACAGCUGAUAGCUCACACAAUGCUCUCUCCCUUGCUCAAACAUCAGAAAUCCAAUACCAAUACAUCAUCAGUAGCAUCAAAUCCAUCUUCUGUCAACAAUGGUAACAGACCAUAUUCACCACCUAAGGAAAACAGUGAUUCGAUACUAAAACUUCCGCUAAAGUUGGUUGACGGAAACAACACCCUUAUUGAUAUUUCGGUUGGAGAAGAGAAAAUCAUAAGAUUGUCCUCAUCUUCUGUGUCGGUUCUACUUUAUAUUGAUUGGUCACCCGAACUCUUAAAGAAAUACGAGACGCAUUACCUAGAAAACUUGCCAGAAGUUUUCAAGAGUGGGCAUGGAACAAAGAAAGCUCGUAUUGAACCUCUGUCUUUAUACUCCUGCUUAGAAGCUUUCCUGCGUGAGGAGCCAUUAGUACCUGAAGACAUGUGGUACUGCCCUCAAUGCAAAGAACGAAGGCAAGCAAGUAAAAAGUUGGAUCUUUGGAGGCUUCCUGAGGUGCUCGUGAUCCAUUUAAAAAGGUUCUCAUAUAGCAGGACCGUGAAAAAUAAACUAGAAACAUUUGUCAACUUCCCUCUUCGUGACUUUGACUUGACAAAAUACGUAGCUAACAAAAACAACUCUCAUCCUCAAGUAUAUGAACUUUACGCCUCAGCCAAUCACUACGGCAGCAUGGGAAGCGGGCAUUAUACCGCACAUGUCAAGCUUAUUAACGAGAACAAGUGGUACAACUUUGAUGAUAGCCAUGUUUCAACGGUUUCAGAAGAUGAUGUGAAGUCGAACGCUGCAUACGUUCUAUUCUACAGGAGAGUGAAACCCGAUGAUGCAUUGUUGUCCAACUGACCUCAGUCUUCGGCAGGUCAAAACUUUUCCGUUCGUAAGUUGAUCUCGUAUGCAUGAUUUGCAACAGUUUUUAAUUUACCAUCAGAUCAGAUUUCUGAAUAACUCAAGAAUUACCCAAAAAUUCAGAUUUAUUUGGAGGUUUCUGGGAUUUUUGUCCUCAUUUCCAAUGGAAUUCUUUUAUAUCUUCAUUUUUCUUGAUAAGAUUAGAAAAUAUUACAAGUGCUGGUCAAUUAGAUAUAUUGGAAAUGAACCUCUUGUAUGAUGUUCAAAACCAUUGUAAUCAGUGUUUUCUCAUAUGAUGUGAUGUUGGCAUUUUGC